AUCCGUACAAACCGUUACACCAGGUAUCGAAAUUCUUCAAACAUGCUCCCUAGUGUAUCAUCAGCCGGCAAAGCGACUGACACCACCCCCGGAAGACCAGCGACUUGGAGCUCCUUGCUCAUUCCCAAUGACUCGACAACGUCUAGUCAUAUCACAUAGGCCUACGUGUUUUAGCGAUCCGUAGUUUUGGCCCCGGAGAGUUCGGCCUUCUGGACCUGCGCAUGCUUCUGUCGCGGGCCGGAAGCCCCGUAGGCUCAGCUGCACCACACCACCAUGCUGUACGAUCUAAACAUUGCCUGGUCGCCAGGCACGCCCGCUGCCGAGCUUGAGCGCACCCUCAGGUUCGCCAAAACACUCGGAUAUGACGUCGUCGCCCUGAACCACAUAAUCUCGGGCCCAAUCCCGACCCUGCCGAACCCGAUCACCAACCCGAUCCCGCAACUGACCCCUCCGCACCCGUCCUACCCAGGCGGCUCAACAACAACAAGAACAACAACAGCUCCUCCCAAGACCCAAUCAGGCACAACGACGAACCUCUCCACCACCGCCGCCUCGGCGCUGCCCGCAACGUCCCGGUCCCGAUCCGCCCCCGCGCUGCCCACCACGCUCCGGCGCGCCACGCUCGUCAUCACCGACCCGGCCACGACCAACUACCGCCUGCCCGACUUCGCGCGCGCCUACGACCUGCUGGCCCUGCGCCCGACCAGCGACAAGUCCUUCUCCUGGGCCUGCCUGGCCACGGCGGACCCGCCCGCGCUCGUCUCGCUCGACCUGGCCGCGCACCUGGGCUGGCACAUCCACCACCGCACCGCCAUGGCGGCCGUGCAGCGCGGCGUGCGCUUCGAGAUCUGCUACGCCCAGGCGCUGGGCGGCGGCGGCGGCGGGGUGGAUGCGGCGCGGCAGAGGGCCAACUUCAUCGGCAAUGUGCAGGCGCUGGUCCGGGCGACCAAGGGCCGGGGGAUCGUGCUCAGCAGCGAGGCGCGCGGGGCGCUGGGCUUGCGGGGCCCCGCGGAUGUGGUGAAUCUGAUGGCCGUGUGGGGGCUGGGGCCGGAGAAGGGGUUCGCUGCGCUGGGUGAGGGGCCGAGGGCGGUCGUGGUGAAUGAGGGGAUUAGGAGGCGCGGGUUUAGGGGGGUCGUGGAUAUCGUUCGGCCAGCCGAGGGCGGGGACGUCGAGGCGAGGAAGGGAGCCGGUCAGGGCGAUGAGGAGGGUGGAAACAAGGGGAAGAAGCAGAAGAAACAGCAACAACAGCUAGAGCAAGGAUGCAAAAGGAAAAACGGGGACGGCGGCGAUGGCGGCGGCCAGCAAGGGGAGAUGAGCAAGCGGCAGGCGAAAAAGAUGAGAAAGGAAGCCGCACAAAGGAGGCCUGAAGGGGCCUAGUUCACGACCGUUCCCUUCCGCUGUAGAUAUACCAGCCAGUCGGCUGCCCCUACGAUACCCCCUUGCAGAUAUAACCUGCGGGCAAGCAAAUUAGAGGCGUUCCCAAAGGCGGAGGCUUGCUCUCAUUCAUCUCGGUUCCGCCUGGAUAGGACGGCACCUUAAAAAUGCUAUGUAUACAUGAACCAAAAA
Thermothielavioides terrestris NRRL 8126 is the source of this 1566-nucleotide messenger RNA. RefSeq lists its product as uncharacterized. NCBI's taxonomy places the organism in Eukaryota, Fungi, Ascomycota, Sordariomycetes, Sordariales, Chaetomiaceae. Gene Ontology annotation, biological process: tRNA processing. Bases 274 to 1377 code for a protein of 367 amino acids. Gene Ontology annotation, molecular function: RNA binding. The transcript has a single exon. Gene Ontology annotation, cellular component: nucleolar ribonuclease P complex. The record is from RefSeq and is a predicted model, not a curated record.